AGCUUACACGUUUCCCCUCCGUCCGAUAUUAGUACAAAUUCGCCAUGCGCCUCCUGCUGCUCCUGCACUUGUCGCUGUCCAUCGCGGUCCACCUCCGGGGGACGCUUGAGACCGAGCCGGUGAAGCUGGUGCAUGUGCUGUCCAUGGGCCGGGAGGCCUCCUGUUGGGUCAUGGACUUGUUGAAGAACACGAGCCACGCCUCCAUCUUCGAGCCUUUGGGGGGCCUCGUAGAGGGCUCCCAGAUCCCUCGCCACUCCCAAAGCAGCACGGAUGCGGCACUGCAAUGCCUCUACGACUGCCACAACUGCACCGGCUCGGAGGUGAGGAAGGACAGCCUGGAAGAGCUCCAGCAGUUCUGCCAGGAUGCAGAUGACUCGGAGUCGAGUUUGCCCUAUUUGGUUGUGAAGACCACCCGCAUCGUAGACCAUGCUGCCAUCAGUCGUGCCUUGCCCCAGUCGUAUGUCGACUCUUCGCGGUUCAUUGUGUUGCUGCGUGAUCCGCGGGGGGUUUGGGCCUCCACCAAGCCCUACACCUCAUGGGCCAUCCACCACAUUGACCUCGUUUGCCAGCUGCUCGCGCUACAGGCUCUAUCCUUGCCUGACCUGGCUGCCGUGGCUGGCAACAGAGUGCUGCUUGGAGUCUAUGAGAACUGGACGGAGGACACCGUGUCCUUUGCGCAGGAUGCGGCGCGGCUCUUGGGCGUUGAUGCCGACUCCUUCGCGGACUUCGCCAAAGCGAGCCAGCGCCCCAGUGAGGAGCUGAUGCCCCCAUCCUGGGUAAACACGUUGGAGGCCUCGGAGAUUGAGGAAAUUGAGACGAAUGCCAACUGCCAGAGCUACAUGGCCAGAGUGGGCUACACGACGAAGUCCUGGAAAUCGGCGCUGAAGAGCCCCUCGGAGCUUUUUGGGCCCCUCUCGGAGCCGGAGAAGCUGAGGCUCGCAGAGCUGCGCUCUUUGCAAGCGGCCCUGACACAGACCCUAACCGACCAGGCGACGGAGCUGCCGGAGCCCUGGAAGUUGGAGUUCCAACGUCCGAGCCCCUGACCCGGCUGCAGCUUCGCCGAGUGACCGAGGGCCUCAACAGGGGAUGUGGUUUCAGGUUGUCACCCAUUUCUGUAAGUGGUUCUACUACCUGGU
Effrenium voratum is the source of this 1136-nucleotide messenger RNA. The record is from the annotation of a GenBank genome assembly. NCBI's taxonomy places the organism in Eukaryota, Dinophyceae, Suessiales, Symbiodiniaceae.